GGGAAAAUGAUCCGUUGGGCCAAGGAAUCGGUUGAUUGUGUACCCGCACUGCAUCUUUUGGGAGAGUGGUUUUCAUCCUUCGCCGAGGGAGUGAGGAAGGAGGGUGGAGAAGGGUACAGCAGAGAGAGAGAGAGGUAAAACAGUCGAGGGUAGUUGGAAGGGGAAGGUGAGAGAGGAGAGGGAGGAAGAGAGUGGUUGUAAAGCCGACGGUACUCGGGAUCGGAGCACGCCACGUAGGGAUUCCGAUCUUUGCGGCCAUCGGCGAUGGCGGACGGCGGGGCAUCAGGCGUACAUCAGUUCAACACCAUCUACUUGGGCGGAAGAGGGGGUUUGAACCCAGGGCAGCUGAAGAUCCACCCGACAGGUUUUCUGUGGAGAAAAACAGGAGGUGGUAAAGUCGUGGAGGUGGCGAAGAAUGACGUGGCAGGUGUCUAUUGGAUGAAAAUACCGAAGGGCAAUCAGUUAUCAGUCAGGCGCAAGGCUGGUGCCAAGAUCAAGUUCAAUGGCUUUCGGGACCAGGACGUCACAAGCCUGUCGGGCUACUUUUCAAACCAUUUCGGGAUUCAGGUCGAGGAGAGACAUAUGGCCACAAGUGGCCGAAAUUGGGGAGAUGUGGAAAUUGAAGGAAACAUGCUUGCAUUUAAGGUAAACAACCAACUAGCCUUCGAGGUCUCCAUUGCUGAUGACAUUUCGCAGACACAACCGCAAGGAAAGAACGAUGUCGUCCUCGAGUUCCAUGUGGAUGAUACUGCAGGAGCUGGAGAGAAAGACACACUCAUGGAGAUGAGUUUCCAUAUUCCCAACUCCAACAAGGCUUUCAGCGGCGACGAAGAACGCUCUGCAGCACAGGUGUUCUACGAGAGGCUCCUCGAAAGAGCAGAUGUUGGUCCUGCCCAAGGGGAAGCCGUUGCGACAUUCCAAGAAGUCAAGUGCUCGCUCAAGGCGGAGGAAGGACAGCUGUAUCCUUUGGAGAAGAGCUUCUUCUUCGUGCCAAAGCCUCCGACUCUCAUCCUCCACGAAGAGAUUCAAUAUGUAGAGUUUGAGAGACAUGGUGUGACAGGUACCAGUGGGAUUUCGUCACAUUACUUCGAUCUGCUGAUCGUCCUGAAGAAUGAUACGCAGCACCAAUUCCGUAACAUUCAGAGGAUAGAGUACCACAACCUGUUCAAUUUCAUCAAUACAAAGGGGCUAAGAAUCAUGAACCUCACAGGAGAGCAGGGUGGGCCAGUGGUGGACAGAGGGCUUGGCGACGGCGUAGAGGAUGAAGGACACGAUCCUCACCUUGCUCGCAUAUUGAAGUCUCGCGAGGGCGGAAGGCCGAUUGAAGAAGUUGAAGGAACCAGUGAUGAGGAGGACUCAGAUUUUGCACCAGCAGGAGAUAAUGACUCGGCAUCGGAACAGUCAUCUGGCGAGCACAGCAAUCCAAGCGAGGAUAGCGAUUCUGGUGACGAGGAUGAAAUGGAGGAAGAGGAUGAUGAGGGUGCUCGUCCAAAGAAAUCCAAGGACAAGGGUAAAGACCACGAGGGUGAUGACAAGCGAGCCAGCACAUCCAAAGGGGCCAGUGCUGUGCCAACGAAGCGGAAAAAGGCAGAUGGCGAGGAUGGGGGCAAGAAGAAAGGGGUGAAGAAGAAAAAGGACCCAAAUGCCCCGAAGAGGGCUCUGUCUGGGUACAUGUUUUUCUGCAAGGAGGAACGAGAGGCGACCCGUAAAGAAAACCCGCUCAUUUCGUUCGCGGAAAUCGGCAAGGCCAUCGGCGAGAAGUGGCAGUCAAUGUCAAAGGAAGAGAAGGCUCCGUAUGAGGCCAUGUCAAGGAAGGAUAGAGAGAGGUAUGAAAUGGAGAAAGCGGCUUAUGGUGAGGGUGGGGGGGUUGGGGGGGGUGGGGGGGGUGGCGAGGCUGGAGCUGGAGACGAUGGCUCGGAUGAAGAUUAAACAUAACAGAGGGCUGCCAUUGAUGUGCUAUAUUGUUUUAUUUUUUUCGAGUUCGUUGAGGAUAUUAGCUAUAGACUGACAGCACCCGCCAUAGAUAGAUGGACAAAAACGAUGAUGUCAGAGAUUCGGAUGUCAGAGAUUCGGACGUCAUAACACGGGCCACCGACGGUCAUGCUUGUAAGAAUGAGCCUCAGCUGUCGAUUGGCCGGCAUGCGGCAGACCGAAGCUACUGUUGCCUACAGUUAGAGUGCCACAGCUUCACCUCAGCCGUUGGAUUCGAUGGCCUGCUCGUGUAUGCUCACUCUAGUUUCCCAUGCGGCAAACCAUCGUUCAUCAAUGGAGGAGCGGAGUCAGAGAGGACAGUUCAAAAAGGGUGCAGCAUACAAAAUUAGUUGUAGUCAGUGGUGCCUUGCGUGUACGGCCGGUAGGCAGGGGCUGAUGCCUGGAGUUGAGGAGCUGAGGGAUGGGCUUCGUUGGUCCUUGUGAAUGUGGACGAAGUGGUAGAGUCAAUAAUAUGACGAGAGUAGAGCCAAUGGUGGAUUGAUGACUGGUUAGGAUUGUAGACUGAGAUGAUAGAUGAUGCGCUUUGAUUGCCUCCCAGCCAUCUAUCAAAUUG
Chara braunii is the source of this 2545-nucleotide messenger RNA. NCBI's taxonomy places the organism in Eukaryota, Viridiplantae, Streptophyta, Charophyceae, Charales, Characeae. The record is from the annotation of a GenBank genome assembly.